ACCUUUUUGCCCUUGAUUCUGGAAUCCUCUGCAUUCACCGGUUUUCUACUGAGCAGAGAACACCUUUCAUCCUUUCAUUCAUCCUCUGUUUCACUGUCAAAAGUUUGUUGUCAAACAAAACGUCGACUCUCCCUCCGUACGUGUCUGAAAUCCUCAUCAACCCAUGGACAUUUCCACUCCGACUGGCACGAUGAUGGAAUCCUCAGAAUAUGUUGUUGAUUCGGCGGUGACUGAAUCGGCUUUCAAGCCCAUGGACGUGCCGGACAAAUUCGACUCGUUCGAUGUGGCGGUGGUGGUCUGUUAUUUCAUAUUAGUCCUGGCCACAGGGUUUUAUUCAAUGUGUGUAUCUAAUCGAUCAACAAUCAGUGGUUAUUUCUUAGCUGGAAGAUUUAUGUUUUGGCUUCCAGUUGGAGCUUCACUCUUUGCUAGUAAUAUCGGAAGUGAACAUUUUAUUGGGCUUGCAGGCUCUGGAGCUGCAUCUGGUAUAGGAGUAGGAGCUUUUGAACUUAAUGCAUUAGCCAUCAUUCAGUUGACAGGUUGGGUUUUUCUACCAGUUUUUAUUGCCAGCAGGGUCUGUACACUCCCAGAAUAUAUGUCAAAAAGAUUUGGAGGGUUGCGUAUUAGGACUUAUCUUGCUGUUUUAUCAUUGGUUUUGUAUGUCUUCACAAAAAUAUCUGUUAACUUGUUCUCUGGAGCUGUCUUUAUUAAUCAAGCUCUUCAUUGGAAUCUCUACUGGGCUAUAGUUGGCCUUCUGCUUCUUACGGGAGUUUGUACCAUAACGGGUGGAUUAGCUGCAGUCAUAUACACUGAUACUCUGCAAUUUUUCGUCAUGAUAGCUGGUGCAACAAUUGUUGCUGCUAAAGCAUUUAUGGAAGUUGGAGGCAUAACAGGACUUUAUGAAAAAUAUGGGCAGGCUAUUCCAUCUGUUGGAAUCAAUGGUACUGAUUGUGGCAAACCUAAGGAUGAUGCUUGGAUGCUUUUAAGGUCUUGGGAUGAUCCUGACAUGCCUUGGUUAGGUUUCUUGUUAGGCCAAACACCUGCUUCUAUUUGGUAUUGGUGCACUGAUCAAAUGAUGGUUCAAAGAUUGUUGGCUGCAAAAUCCCUUUCACAUGCACAGGGAGGUACACUAUUUGCUGGUUUCAUGAAAAUUUUGCCAAUUUUCUUGAUUGUCAUGCCAGGGAUGAUAAGCAGAGUACUUUAUACAGAUGAGGUUGCUUGUGUUGACCCUGAUAUUUGUAUGGAGUAUUGUCAAAAUCCUGCUGGAUGUUCUAAUGUUGCCUAUCCUCGAUUAGUGUUGGAACUUAUGCCUUCAGGUUUACGUGGAUUGAUGAUGGCCGUGAUGCUGGCAGCUUUAAUGAGCGAUUUAACUUCAGUGUAUAACAGUGCCAGCACCUUAUUCACUAUGGAUAUUUGGCCUCAGAUUCGAAAGAAGGCUACAGUCUGGGAACUCAUGAUUGUUGGAAGAACUUUCAUUAUCAUCAUGAUUAUUGUAAGUAUUGGUUGGAUUCCUAUCAUCCAAAAGUUGCAAGGUGGACAACUUUUCAUUUACAUACAGUCUGUCUCAGCAUAUUUAGCUCCUCCAAUUGCCGCUGUGUACAUCUUAGCUGUUCUUUGGAAAAGAAUGAAUGAACCAGCAUGCUUCUGGGCAAUGAUGCUGGGCUUCGUUGUUGGAGUUACAAGAAUGGUUUUGGACUUUAUAUAUCGUCAACCAGGUUGUAAUGAACCGGAUCUACGUCCUUUGAUCAUUCAGCGAGUACAUUAUAUGUACUUUGCCUGCAUCUUAUUUUGCAUAACUAUUAUUUCAGCUGUUAUCAUUAGCCUGAUAACUGAACCACCUGAAGAAUAUAGACUCAUUCGAACUACGUAUUGGACACGAUUUGAUGAAGGUGACAGAGAUGAUGACAAAGAAAACUUUGAGAUGCGCAGGAAUGUUGACCUGCAAGAGAAAGUUAAAUUAAAUGACAUGAGCAAAGAAGAAGCUGGAGCAAUGGUUGAUGAAGAGAUUCAUGAGCCUGCAAUCAUUGAGGAGAAAACGUUCCUCUUUUACUUGAGGAAGCUUGGAAAUUGGUUCUGUGGUUUCAACCAAAGCGCGAAACACAAGACAAAUGACGAAGUUUUCCAACAUCUGACAGAGGUUGCUUCACUGCGCCAAAGCAGACAGGAAAAACUGAUUCUGAACACACUGCUUAUGGUGGCACUAACUGUGCCAGUUUUUACAUAUAUAUAUUUUUCAAUUGCUGUGAAGAAGUCUCUCUAAUUCUGUUUGACUUCUGUGUAAUUUUGACAUUUUUCUUUCAUUCACAUUCAUUUUUAAAUGGUUUUAAAAAAACAAAAAGGAUAAAAGGUGUUAUAAUUUUAAUCAUUGUUUGAAAUUAGUUUGAUUUUCUUUGUGAUAUGCUUGAUACUUAAUUCAUUAUAGAAGGUUUAGGAAUAAAUUUGACUAAUUACUAGCUUCUUUACUAUUUUUCAGGGUUUUUUUUGUUUUGUUUUUUUGUAUUAUAACAGGUAUUAAAAUUGCUUCUAAUGUUUAAUUUAAAAUAAAACUUAAAUGAUUAUUUAUAAUUUUACAGUUGCGAUGUCAUCUAGAGACCACUACUUUGUUUUCUAGCUUUAUUUGUAUUGAUUAAACUCUAGAAAGCCAAUCAAAAUAGUGUAUUGUACAGUGUGUUUUAGAAAAACGUUGUGCAGUUAGUCAUAAAUGAAUGCCAUUCAAAAAAGAACAUUUGCUUAACAUGAAAUUUUCUUUCAAUUAAAAAAAAAUAGUUAUCCAAAAGAAACUUGCUAGUCACCUUCAGAUUUUUAAAAAUCUGAUCAAUUUUAAUGAAAUGAAACUUGCUGCAUUGUUCUGUAAUUUGUAACUUCAUGUAAUUGUAUUUAUUCUACAUUUAUAAAUUAUAUUGAAUAUUCUUAUACACACAUGAAAUAAGUAGUUUCUAUUCUAAAUAGAGAAAUUUAGUAAAUUUUGGAUUGAAAAUUUUUAAGAAUGUUAAAAUUAGAACAAAAUAGAAUGUACAACAAAUUAUUUCUAACAGAUUUUUUACAGGUUUUGAAAUAAUUACUAGGUAUGUUUAUAUGCUCCUAAAUAAGUAUUUUUAUAUUUUUGUGAAUGUAUGCAUUUUUUGUUUGUU
This is a messenger RNA of Argiope bruennichi, 3128 nucleotides long. Its product is annotated as sodium/mannose cotransporter SLC5A10-like. The record is from RefSeq and is a predicted model, not a curated record. Gene Ontology annotation, molecular function: D-glucose:sodium symporter activity. Gene Ontology annotation, cellular component: plasma membrane. Gene Ontology annotation, biological process: transmembrane transport. NCBI's taxonomy places the organism in Eukaryota, Metazoa, Arthropoda, Arachnida, Araneae, Araneidae. Bases 164 to 2257 code for a protein of 697 amino acids. The transcript has 15 exons.